Molecule: messenger RNA, 5434 nt
Organism: Cydia strobilella
Lineage: Eukaryota; Metazoa; Arthropoda; Insecta; Lepidoptera; Tortricidae
Gene: EndoA
Product: endophilin-A
Exons: 12
Coding region: 207-1532 (441 amino acids)
Biological process (GO): synaptic vesicle uncoating
Cellular component (GO): presynapse; glutamatergic synapse; cytoplasm
Molecular function (GO): protein binding
Source: RefSeq, a predicted model, not a curated record
UGAGAGACGAAACGAGAUGAUAGUCGGUUGACUGUUUUUUGUGUACGCGUAUUGAUUAUCGCGGAAUCCGAAAGAAAUUAAUUUACGGAGACUUUAGUUAAACAAUAGUGGAAUUUGUGUUUGUGUUAUCAGCUACAACACCCAUUAGCUCUUUGCUGGAAUUGGAUUGUGAAAAAGACCAUUAGGCUCUACGAGGAAUCAACACAAUGGCUUUCGCGGGUCUUAAGAAGCAAAUUAACAAAGCAAAUCAAUAUGUCACGGAGAAAAUGGGAGGUGCCGAAGGCACGAAAUUGGAUUUGGACUUCGUGGAAAUGGAAAGAAAAACAGACGUAACAUGCGAACUCGUGGAAGAACUACAAAUCAAAACAAAAGAGUUUCUCCAGCCAAAUCCGACAGCGCGAGCAAAGAUGGCCGCCGUGAAGGGAAUCAGCAAACUGAGCGGGCAGGCGAAGAGCAAUACCUACCCUCAGCCAGAGGGCGUGCUGGGCGACUGUAUGCUGCACUACGGGAAGAAACUUGGAGAGGACACUGUGUUCUCCCAAUGUCUCAUCGAAAUGGGUGAGGCCAUGAAAAAUAUGGCGGACAUUAAGUAUUCCCUCGACGACAACAUCAAACAAAGCUUCCUCGAACCACUGCACCACCUGCAAACCAAAGACCUCAAAGAAGUUAUGCACCACCGAAAGAAACUACAGGGCCGUAGAUUGGACUUCGACUGCAAACGACGUCGCCAAGCAAAAGGCCAUGGUAAGGCGAGCCCUUACAUGAGCCCCAGUCACGGCAAUUCUCCAAGACAGGAUGAUGAGAUACGGCAGGCUGAAGAUAAGUUCGCCGAGUCCCUGACGCUCGCGCAGAUUGGCAUGUUCAACCUUCUUGACAAUGACGUGGAGCAAGUCGCGCAGCUCUCAUUCUUCGCGGAAGGGCUACUGGAAUACCACCAGCAAUGUACGGAGAUCCUUCAAGGCCUUGUGUCGACGCUCAUGGAGAAGAAAGAGGAGGCCGUGAACCGUCCCAAGCUGGAGUUCGUGCCCAAGACCCUCGCCGACCUCCACAUCGAGGGUAUCCACGACCUGAACAAUGGUAGGCGGUACGGUUCCACCCAAAGCCUGUCCCGACCCCGCCAGCAUAUCCCUCCCUCUGCCUCCGUCGGUGACAUCAGCACCAGCGACCCUUUCAAAGCCUGGGAGAUGCCCACCCCACCCAAGCCCCGCCCUAACCCUACGGCGUAUCAGUUCAAACCCCACCCGGCGCCAAGAAAUCAGUUUAACGGCAGAGACCCAUGGAAAGCGUCGCCGCUGCCGUCGCCGGUGAAGUCGCCCGCGCGGACGCCGGUGGCGCCCGCCAAGGGCCCGUGCUGCACCGCGCUCUACGACUUCGAGCCUGAGAACCAGGGCGAGCUUGGAUUCAAGGAAAACGAUGUGAUCACACUGAUCAACAAAGUGGACGACAACUGGUUCGAGGGCUCCGUCAACGGCAAGACCGGCUACUUCCCCAUCAGCUACGUUCAGGUCACCGUGCCUCUGCCCAACAUGUAAACCCAAUUCUGGCCGUACCAUCUUACUGAGCUGAUCGCUCACUCGAAAACUCAGAACAACAACUAUGACUGAAAUCUGUAUCAAUAGACAAACGCCUCGGACACGAAACGCAGCAGACCUGAUGCCGACUUCCAUACAUUGGUCAAAACAUUGUAUUGCGGUCGGCGUCAGCGUUGAGCGUGCGUUCCGUGGCCGUCGGGUAUUGACACACCAAAUUGAGCUAUGUUUAGUACUGUACUAGAUGGUGCUGCACAGAGCCUAUAUAUUGGGAAUUGAAUAGGAACUGUACGCGUUUGUGAGUUUGCCAUCUUGUGGCUUAAAAUAGGGGUUAAUUACUGUAAAGUGCAGCGGCGAUACAGUUACAUAUUAUAAAUCCUGCUCUUAUCUCGAUGAUCAAUGUGUAAGCCCGUAAGCAGGAGACUCCUGUACUACUUUGAGUAUUUACAGUUCACGCAUCCUCCCUAGCUUAAUGAUCUUCCGCAAAUUUCACAGAACCGUACAGCGCUAUCUUGUUCAGUGGUAAAAAAUCUACUCCCAUUCCUGCAUUUAUGUUUUUUUUUUGUUUUUGGUUAGGUACAAGCAUGCAUAGAUAAGAUUGCGCAUUUAUAGUGAUUUUUCUGAACUUUCGACUUGUGUGGGCUCGGUAAGAGUUGUAAUAACACCCGCUCGCAACGCCGGCAACUUCGUGUCGGGGAUAUUUUGUCAAUCACCUAGCCUAAUGUGUGUAUGUUAAAUGGUGUUUUGAAGCCAAUAUUGUAAACAAGCAGCUAACUUGUUAUUUACUCUAUAAUUGUCACACGCAACUGAAGAAGUGCUAAUUGAACAAACCAUGAUUCAGGCAUUAUGACAGCUUAAAUUUUCGAAUAUUUAAUACAAGGCCGGCAACGCACUUACAACCCCUCUGGUGUUGCGGGUGUCCAUGGGCGGCGGUAAUCGCUUACCAUCAGGUGAUCCGUCUGCUCGUUUGCCUCCUAUUUCAUAAAAAAAAAAAACAGUAGAACGAAGUUUUUCUAAAUUUGUUAUACAUUUGUUUACGUUGUUGACAAACACCAUUUGAGAGUUCGUGUAAGACUAUGACUGGUCCUCUUGGCCCCACUGCGGCAAUAUGAUUGUAUGAAUAUAAUAUUGUAUAAAUAACAAAAAAAAUACAUUCAAGUUUACAUGUACUGUAAUCGUGUAAAGGGGGUCCAUAGGUAUACCGUUCAUAAAUAAAGUCAGAUCCAAUGCCCACAACCAGUGAACAAACGCAAUCACGGCGUCCUUCAUAAGGCACAAAAUCAUGUAACAGGUGUCUUUGCGGCUAGUAUACGAAUGUAAAUUAAUCUACUGAAAUAAAAUCGCUGCAAGACAGGAGUAAAUUUAUCUCAUCUUAUGUUCGAUAAUUUGUACCAUACAAUACAAAUAUGUAUCCCUUAAUGCCGCAUUUGAACCUAAAUUAGAGUUAGACCGAGGUAAGUAUGCAACGAUUUUGAUAGCACACGCGGUGAAAGUGUUAUUUAUACGUCAUAAUUUCAUAGAAGUAUGCCGUUUUGAAAUAACACUUGCACUGCGUGUGCUAUCAAAAUCGUUGCAAACUUGGUCUAACUCUAACACCAAAUGACAAGACAGGCAAAAUGUCUUCGACGGCAACGUAGUCAAAGGCUGCCACGAUUUCAAAUCGUUAUAAAAAUUGUUAUAUUCACCACGCAGUAUUAAGUAGAUGCCUUCUUGAUUUCGUCUGAACUAUGUCAAAAGCUCAAUGUUAUUAGUAAUGAAGUUUCCUCCUAAAUAAUACAUACUCAUUAUUUUAUCUGUGGUUACCUUGUUUUUUACGAACGUAUAUAUUUUGGUCACGUCUUCCAAGGUUUUUUUUACCUUCCUGAUUUAGCAGUGUAGCUAUUUUAUUGGACAUUCCACAAUGUGUUUGCCUGUAUGAAAAUGACAUGUAUUUUUUUACGAAACGAGAGAUUUACCGUUCUGAUUUUACUACAUGAAAUUAUGAAAAUAAAUUGUAGGUACAAACUAGGCUCCGUUUAAAGUUUAAACAUUUAAAUUAUGUUUGGGCUGAAUGAUUAUAUUAUGUUUACGUUGCCAUUUACUUAUUUUUUACAUUUUGAUGUAUUGAAUGUGUCAGUUAAGUAUGUUUUAAGUAUGCGACUGCAUUAUGUUAAUAUUGUAUUAAAGCAUAUGGCCGUGUUUUGGCAAACUAGCAACCAAUGGUAAUUAAAUAGCAUUAGAACGUGUGUUAAGACAGAUACCUUCCAACUUAUAGCUAGGAAGUCAAGGAAGUGUGUUACAAUAAUUAGAAUUAAGCCUAGGAUGGUCGGAUGAAGGAGUUUUGAAUAUGCAAAUCCCACCCCUGAAGCUAGGUACCUGUAGACAUUGGUUAUUGAGCACGAGACUUGAGAAUCCUAGGCUUACGAUAAUUGUCUAGAGAGUAGUAACGAAGCACCAAAAUAAAGCCACGCGGUGCGAAGAGUUAGGACACGUUCGUAUUAAGCUCAUAAGUUUGCGACUCAAUAUGAGCCUUAGCGUCCAAUACUAUUUACAGUACAGAUUUGGAUAUAGUAUGAAUUUUAUGAGAUGAUUUUUUCGGCUCGGGCCCUAAUCUGUUAAACAAAAGCCUGUUUCUUUUAUGGAGACGCGUCUUAGGCGAGUGCCAAAGCAACUAUGUCGUUAAAAAGUAUUAAGGUUCAAAUGUAUGUAACAGAUCAUUUUGAGAUACCGAGUUUAGGUAAUGUAGAACGAUCGGUCGCUUGUGUAUAUGGCCUGUCAGGUAACAGAAUGAGCUGUUACAAAUUUUUGAACCAUAUAAAUAAGGCGUUGCUUUUUAAACGAGUUUGUUCCCGUUUAUUCAGUAGCGGUAGCUACCACCGAUGCAUAAAAGAAACAAAGGCUUUUGCUUAACAGAUUAGGCCCUAGCCGAAAGAAUCGUUUGAUAAUUUUCAUACUACACCACCAGGUGUACUAACUCGGCCGACUAUGAGCCCAAUGUAAGAUAACGAUAAUGCCCAUAGCUACGCAAACUAGGUGGAGACGAGCAGCGGCUCGAUACCUUCGGCAGUAUCAAUUUUGAGAAGUGAUAUUUUCAAGUAAUGUUUGUAAAUUAGUUAUUGUGAAUCUAUUUUUGUAGAUGCGCUCUCACAUUUGUAUAGUAUUUCCUCUCAACGUAUGGUUAGCUGGACCCGUUAUCACAUUAUUUCAAAACAGUGACAGCACAGGACAUGUAUUAGGAUUAUCGUGUAAUACUAGUUAACAAUACGAGAUUAGAUUUUAUAGUUAUAUCUUUGCGGGUAAUUAUUUAUCUAAAUGGAGAAUGUAUACAAUGUAUGUAAUACUUAAUUAUGAGGAUGGAGAUGUAAGAGUUGUUGCAAUCUUGCCAGGAGUUUGUGGCGUUUCGAUGUUUGAUGUUUUAUGGCGAAGUGUAAUAUAAUAUAAACAUAUUAUAAUGUCAUUGUGAUAACGUUAGAUAUCGUGCUGUUGGUGCAGUGUCCUAAACCGUAUAAUUAUUACUUAAAUCAAUUUUACAAUUCGCUCAUACUUUUAUAUAUAUUUUUUUGCAUAAUAUUUUUUCUUUUUUAAUUGUAAACUAAAAAAACAUUAUUCAAUUAGGAAUUUUACUUCAUGGCCUCUAUUAAAAUAGUAUUGUUAAAUGUACUUGUAAUAAUAGCACUUAUUGAAUAAGAUCUUAAAUCGUCAUAUUUCACUUUGUCCAAAUAUUGAUGUUGCAGUAAUCUCAUUCGAUUCAUUUUCAUAGUAAUCAUAAUAAAGUGAAUGGACCCCAUUGAAUCACAUUUCUGGCAUACAAAAGACAAUACCUAGAUCUAAUGUUAGUUACACGUAAGUUCAUGAUAAUUGUUCUAUCUUCAAGUCUCCUUAAUGUAAGUAUUUUGAAAGAAGAAUACAUUCAUUAAUCGUAUGAG